AUGGCCUUUCCGAGGGUGAAGCCCGCACCAGACGAGACGGCCUUCAGCGAGUGCCUCCUCAAGAGGAACCAGGACCUCAGCCCCACACCUGCUGAACAGCAAAUUGAAGAGGUGCGCCAGGUGGGAUCCUACAAGAAGGGUACCAUGACAACAGGGCAUAACGUGGCGGACCUGGUGGUCAUCUUGAAGAUCUUGCCUACAUUUCUCUCCAUGCUGACCAAUGAGACGGGCUUUGAGAUCAGCUCAGCUGAUGCCACAGUGAAGAUCCUCAUUACCACGGUGCCGCCCAACCUGCGUAAACUAGACCCCGAGCUUCACCUGGACAUCAAGGUCCUCCAGAGUGCCCUGGCUGCUAUUCGUCAUGCCCGCUGGUUUGAGGAGAACGCCUCACAGUCCACUGUGAAGGUGCUGAUCCGCUUGCUGAAGGACCUGCGGGUGCGCUUCCCAGGCUUUGAGCCCCUGACUCCGUGGAUCCUGGACCUGCUGGGUCACUCUGCGGUCAUGAAUAACCCCUCUCGUCAGCCUCUGGCCCUCAACGCGGCCUACAGGCGCUGUCUCCAGAUGCUGGCUGCGGGGCUCUUCCUGCCAGGUUCCGUGGGCAUCACAGACCCCUGCGAGAGCGGCAACUUCCGCGUGCACACCGUCAUGACCCUGGAGCAGCAGGACAUGGUGUGUUUCACAGCCCAGACGUUGGUGAGAGUGUUGUCUCAUGGAGGAUACCGAAAGAUCCUGGGACUGGAGGGUGAUGCCAGCUGUGAGUAG
Alosa alosa (allis shad) is the source of this 762-nucleotide messenger RNA. RefSeq names its product interleukin enhancer binding factor 2 (gene ilf2). The record is from RefSeq and is a predicted model, not a curated record. Bases 1 to 762 code for a protein of 253 amino acids. NCBI's taxonomy places the organism in Eukaryota, Metazoa, Chordata, Actinopteri, Clupeiformes, Clupeidae. The transcript has 8 exons.